Messenger RNA from Hevea brasiliensis (rubber tree), 3467 nucleotides. RefSeq names its product RNA cytidine acetyltransferase 1. Gene Ontology annotation, biological process: rRNA acetylation involved in maturation of SSU-rRNA. Gene Ontology annotation, cellular component: nucleolus; 90S preribosome. Gene Ontology annotation, molecular function: ATP binding; tRNA binding; 18S rRNA cytidine N-acetyltransferase activity. NCBI's taxonomy places the organism in Eukaryota, Viridiplantae, Streptophyta, Magnoliopsida, Malpighiales, Euphorbiaceae. The transcript is spliced from 27 exons. The record is from RefSeq and is a predicted model, not a curated record. Bases 134 to 3178 code for a protein of 1014 amino acids.
UUUCCAACAGAGAGUGGAAAGAAAAAGAACUGUAAUCGCUGGCUGCUCCCCCUAGACAGCGCGCUUUCCCUCUCACAUCCGCACCAACUCUUCGAAGCUCUCGCCCAAUCCCAUUGCUCGGAGUCGGUACAAAAUGAGGAAGAAAGUUGAUGAUCGCAUUAGGACUAUGAUUGAGAAUGGUGUAAAGGCUAGGCAUCGCUCUAUGUUUGUUAUUAUUGGCGACAAGUCUCGUGAUCAGAUUGUAAAUCUUCACUGCUUGUUGAGCAAAGCUCUCAUCAGAGCAAGGCCAAACGUUUUAUGGUGCUAUGAGAAAAAAUUGGAAAUUAGCAGCCACAAGAAAAAACGCACAAGGCAGGUGAAGAAGCUAAUGCAAAGGGGACUUCUUGAUCCUGAAAAGGCCGACCCUUUUUCUUUGUUUGUUGAAAGUGGAGCCGUUUCUUAUUGCUUGUAUAGGGAUUCAGAGAGAAUACUCGGGAAUACAUAUUGCAUGUGCAUUUUACAGGAUUUUGAAGCAUUGACACCAAAUAUUCUUGCAAGAACUAUUGAAACUGUCGAAGGUGGUGGUUUGGUCGUUUUGCUUCUUAGUUCACUCUCUUCGCUUACAAGUCUCUGCACAAUGGUCAUGGAUGUUCAUGAAAGGUUUAGAACGGAGUCACAUUCUGAAAUAGUUCCUCGGUUCAAUGAACGGUUUCUAUUAUCUCUUGCAUCAUGUAACGCAUGCUUGAUCAUGGAUGAUGAACUUAAUAUUUUGCCAAUCUCGUCACAUACGAAGUCCAUCAUUAGGCCAUCUGUUUCUGAGGAUCAUGAUUCUUUGGGAACAGAACAAGAAUUAAAGAAUUUGAAGGAACAACUUCAUGAUGUUUUGCCAGCUGGUCCUUUAUUUGGAGUAUGUACAACAUUGGAUCAGGGAAAAGCUGUUUCAACUUUUCUUAAUGCCAUUUUGGACAAGGCAUUUCAAAGCACUAUCGCGUUGAUUUCUUCUCGUGGGCGAGGUAAAUCUGCCGCUUUGGGUUUGGCAAUUGCAGGUGCUAUAGCUGCAGGGUAUUCGCGCAUUUUUGUUACUGCUCCUUCCCCCGAAAACUUGAAAUCACUGUUUGACUUCAUUUGCAAGGGACUGCGUUCAUUGAAUUUUGAGGAGCAUUUGCAUUAUGAUCUGGUCAGAAGUACAGAUUUGGAGUUUCGAAAGACAAUUACGCAAAUAAAUGUUUACAAGGAACACAGCCAAAUAGUUCAGUAUAUCCAGCCUCAUGACCAUGUAAAGCUCUCCCAAGCUGAACUUCUGGUUAUUGAUGAAGCAGCAGCUAUUCCAUUGCCUGUUGUCAAGUCAUUGCUAGGACAAUAUCUGGUCUUUAUAUCAUCUACCGUUAGUGGAUAUGAAGGCACGGGGCGCUCUUUGUCACUGAAGCUUCUCAGUCACUUAGAAUCGAAAAGUCAGAAUCCUGCUCGUGCUGCUAGUUCCAGUCACUCUGGUAACCUAUUCCAGAAGAUAGAAUUGAAGGAGCCCAUCAGAUAUUCAUCCGGGGAUCCCAUAGAGUCUUGGCUUAACAGUUUACUGUGCUUGGAUGUUAUGAAUUCGACACCUGCUAUAAGCAGGUUCCCUCAUCCUAAGGAAUGUGAUUUGUAUUUUGUAAAUCGAGACACCUUGUUCUCCUUCCACAAAGAAAGUGAAAUAUUUCUACAGCGAAUGAUGGCUCUUUAUGUUUCAUCUCACUACAAGAACUCUCCUAAUGAUCUGCAACUAAUGGCAGAUGCUCCAGCUCACCAUCUAUUUGUACUGCUUGGACCAGUUGAUGAGACAAGAAAUAUUCUUCCAGACAUUUUGUGUGUUAUCCAGGUGUGCCUUGAAGGAGAGAUUUCACGUAAAUCUGCACUUCAGAGCUUGCAAAUGGGGCGCCUGCCUUCUGGUGAUCAAAUUCCGUGGAAGUUUUGUGAAGAGUUUGAGAAUACAGAUUUUCCAAACUUCUCAGGUGUUCGCAUUGUCAGAAUAGCAGUUCAUCCCAGCACUCUAGGGCAAGGAUAUGGUUCAGCAGCCUUGGAUCUUCUAACAAGAUACUAUGAGGGAAAGUUGACUGCUGUUGAUGAAACAAAUGUUGAAAAGAAUGUAACGACGCUUCAUGACAACAUCAUUAAGGCAGCAAAGAAGGUCUCACUGUUAGAAGAAAACUUUGCUCCUAGAGAAAACCUUCCACCUUUGCUGAUACAUCCUUGUGAAAGAUUACCUGAAAGAGUUAAUUACAUCAGUGCUUCUUUUGGGCUUACCAGGGAUCUUUUCUGUUUCUGGAAGAAACACAAAUUUACCCCUUUUUACAUAUGUGAUAAUCCAAAUAACACAACUGGCGAGCAUAGUUGCAUGGUGAUGAAGCCAUUGGAGAUUGAUGAUUUUGAACAUCUUUACAAGUUUCUUUCUCCUUUCUAUCAGCGUUUCAAAAGAAAGUUUGUGAAACGCCUUCCAUCAUGCUUUCGGGAGUUAGAUUACAAGCUUGCUAUGAGUAUUUUAGAUCCAAAAGUCAACUUUUCAGAAAAUAAGACUGCAUUAUGUUCAGAAAAGGCUUCUAUUUUGGUAAAUUUGAUUUGCUCUCCAGAUGAAGUGAAAUUGCUGGAAUCUUAUGCUAACAAUCGCAAAGACUAUGGGAAGGUCAAGCAUCUUGUGCCACUCUUGGCCUAUUACUACUUUGAUGAGAAGCUUCCAAUUACAUUAUCACAUCUCCAAGCAUCUCUUUUAUUAUGCAUGGGCUUGCAGCUUCAUGAUAUAACUUACAUUGAGGAGAAAAUGAAGAUAGAAAGGCAGCAAGUCCUGCAUCUGUUCCGUAAGGUUAUGGUAAAAUUUUGCAAUUAUUUUUAUGAUGUUCUAACCAAAGAAUUGGAUACGAGUUUCCCUCAUGAAAGCAAGGUUGCAUUGGAGCCCCAUAGUGUGUCAGUUGAUGAAGAUUUAAAUGAUGGUGCACAGAAAUUUAUGCAGGAGAGGAUGAGAAUAGAGAAUGCAGGUCUGCUAAACCCAGAAUCAAUACAGCAAUACUCCGUUGAGGAUAGAGAAGAUGAAUUUGAGCAAGCUCUUAAAAAAUGUAGUACAAUAUCUGCCAGUGCCAGUGGCAUUCUUAGUGUGAAGUCUAACAGAAAUGCAUCAGAGAAGCGCAAGAGGCCUGAAAGAACUCCUAAAAGUCAGAAGAAGAAAAAAUAAAUCCAGACAAUAUCAAGGAAGACCAUUUGAGCUAAGCCAAUUCUCUUUACAAAAUGGCCAGCAACUGCAAGAGAUUAAUUGGGCUGGAGAAAAUUCGCUUACAUGAAUAGGUUUGGACUUCACUCUGAAGUCCAUUACAGAAAUGGGGUCAAUUGAAUUGAUAUAUUAUCAUUAAUUGUUUAUUAAACAACAAUACACUUUUUCUUAUUAGAAAAGACAAGAUAACAAAUUGAUUCAACAAACUUUUUGGCAUCAUAUUUAUAAUGGGAUUUGUGAGGAAGAUCUAACA